CGACUCACGUUCUUUGCCUGACAGAUGGGCGCGAGUGUAGUAAUCCGAGAUAUUGAGGAUUGCUAAAGGAUGGAGUCCGAUAGUGAGAUCAGUUGAGUGACCGGACUGAUUGCGGAGCACAAUUGACGGCGUCUGGUCGGUUUCUGUUGACGAUGCCAUCUUUGAUAGUGUAUCUUGUCUAUAUCUAUGGUGAUUUGUGGGUAUAUCGAGCUGCAAUUGUCGGACUGCGGAUGGAAUCACUGGUGAGCGGGGUGAGGGAAGUCGCGGCUGGGAGUGGGAAGGCACUGAUUAAGCUGAUAGGGUUUAGAUGUCUGCUCCUCCACUUCUGAUAUCUGAUCAACGACAACUCGCUCAAUUGAACAUGAAUACCAGCAAUGACCUAUGAUCCAUGGCUACGACUGCGUCUGUCUUCUUCAAACAGCUCAGAAACACACGCAGUGCUUCACAGAUUCACCGCAACUGACGCGACCUACUCCCUAACCGUCACUGAUCUCUCGUCCAUCUGGAUCGAUUCGCCCUCCCAAGCUGAAAUCAUCCGACGCGCAGAAGCAAACGAAUGCGUGGUAGACGUGUCUGAGCCUGCCAAUCGAAGGACUCUGAUCUGUCGAUUAUCAGAAGCCUUUGGCGAACGCGAUCUACCUGCGACCACAAAGCUCUCUGCUGUGAGAUCCGGAGCGAACUUGACGCUCACCGCCUCUAUCCUUUUAUCAGAGUCGCCGCAGCCGCUGGAAUGGGUGUUUCGCUUGACACCCGUAAACUCUCCUGACAUUAUCAGGGAGUUCCCUUUAGGACUUUUGGGCAUAGCUGAUGUAUUUCGCCAGCAGACACUUGAUCUUCAAGAAAUCAUAGCCGAGAAGGAUUUCCACAUCCGCUCCCUAAAGCUUCAGCUACAAGAAAGACUCGGUCAAGCAAUCGAAUAUGUUCCACGCAAAGCAGUCGGCUCUGUCUCUGCUUUCGAUAGGAACGCGUGGCUACAGAAAUGGACGUCCCAAAGACACCAGCGCGACGGAUCCGCGCCCGAGAUGUUUCGCCGCAUGACGAGCGAGUUUGGAAGGUAUUGGGGACUCACGGGCGAUGGUCUCUUGCGGAUUAAAAAGGGCGAUUUUAUGGAUAUCGGGGAGCAUCCCGAGCAGCUGUGGAAAGCAAAGACGACGGCAUCGCGGUCUUUGAGACAAAGCAGUAUACGGCAGCCAGUCGUAGCAGGCAACCAGAGCAGCGAUAGCGACGCUGCGUCGGGCUUGCAAACUAAACCGAGACGGAGGAGGAGAGGUAGGAGGGUAGUCAGCUCCGGUGACGAGUCACCAGACAGCAAGCCGGAAACCCGACCUCCUCGGAAACGCGUCAACUCCUGCUCUUCCUCUGACGACCCACCAAAUGAACCAAACAACAUUCUCAAAGACAAACAAAAAACCACUAAAUCCUCGUCCAGCGAUGACGAUUCAGAAGGACAGAUCAGAUCGAUCAUACGACGACGAAAAAGAACGCUCGCGGACUCGGAGUCCAGCGAGGAUGCGUCGCAGAGUAUUCGAAAUCGGUCUGGACGACGUCGUAAGAGGCGACGAGCAGGGUAUGAGGACUCGUCGUCGUCUGAGAGCGCACCGGUUAGUAACAGGAGAGCGCGCGUUGGCCCCCCACCUUCGGUCAGUUUAUUGAAUUGGCAAUGGUUCUUCUAUUUAUUCAACUAAUACCGAUUACAGGACGACGAAUCCGACCGCCCACAACAUCCGAUAGCUUCACACACCUUGCCUAAACGCAAACCAGCUACGAAAGAAUCAGUCGCAAAAUCAGACUCCCCACAACCGUCUACAGAGC
Messenger RNA from Myxozyma melibiosi, 1812 nucleotides. Its product is annotated as XRCC4-like factor-domain-containing protein. The record is from RefSeq and is a predicted model, not a curated record. The transcript has 2 exons. Gene Ontology annotation, molecular function: DNA end binding. Gene Ontology annotation, cellular component: DNA ligase IV complex; nucleus. Lineage: Eukaryota; Fungi; Ascomycota; Lipomycetes; Lipomycetales; Lipomycetaceae. Gene Ontology annotation, biological process: double-strand break repair via nonhomologous end joining. The coding region runs from base 375 to 1685 and encodes 436 amino acids.